AGGAGAAGAGCCAGAGUGAGAGGAUUUAAAGGAUUUAAGAGCUUGUCCACGGUGCUGGAAGCAAUAAGAAGAAGAAGAAGAAGAAAUGGUUUUGGGGAAUGGGGUUUUCAUAUCCAUUAUGAAAAGGGGCUUCAGGCGUCUAUUUGGAUUUGGGAUGCUGCUGCUUCCCACCACUUCUCAGAUUUUGGUAUGUAAUAAAUCAUCCAAGUCCGAUCCGUUGCUCCUCAGAUUGCUUCAAGAACCGAUCUCCAGAUUCAAAAUAGCUCUGGACCUCGAAGAGGAUUUGACUCUCCCUAACGAUCCCUUCUUUUGGAGACCCCUUAUCACUGCCCUCAGGUCGUCUUCUCCUCAGAAAGCCCAGCUGGUCUUGGAAUGGAGGUUAGAGAAAAUGCUGGAAAAGAAUGACAGAGAUCAUUGUUGUUAUUCUGAGCUUAUUUCUCUCUGCGAGAAAGCUCAGAAUGUCCCAUUUGCAAUGCGGGUCUUUACUUCCAUGGAGGCUCACGGAAUCAGACCUACUUCCACAGUUCUCAACUCUCUGAUCUCUACUUGCUUGUCUUCAGGUAAUGUAAUGACAGCCCUCAGCUUGUUCGAGAUCAUGGAAAGAUCUGAGGAACACAAACCCAGUUGUGGCACUUAUAAUGCCUUCAUAUCUUUCUACUCAAAAUUGGGUGAUGCUAAGGCCAUGCAAGCCUGGUUCUCAGCUAGAAAGGCUGCUGGGUUUUGUUCAGAUAUUCAAACUUAUGAAUCUGUCAUCAUAGGCUUGGUCAAAUCAAAACACUUCGAUCCUGCUGAUAGGUUUUACGAAGAAAUGAUGAUGUCAGGAAUCACGCCUACAGUAGCCAUACUGGAAGCUAUGCUUGAUGGAUUAUGCGAACGCAAGAAACUCAGUAACAUUAAAGUGUUUUUGAAGUUCAUAUUGGAUGGAGGAUGGGGACUGAAUGGUAAGAUGGUAGAGAAGCUCCUUGCUUUGUAUUUGGAACAAGGGAAAGUGGAAGAGAUGGAGGAACUACUAGGAGUUCUAAAAAUGUCCAAUCCAGACCCAGGAGUUCUGCCACAGGUGCACUGUGGGAUUAUAAGGAUGUAUGCCACAGCAGACAGAUUGGAUGAUUUGGAGUAUUGUGUUGGGAGAAUGCUGAAGCUAGGGAUGUCAUUCACCUGCCCCGAUGACGUUGAGAAGAUUAUAUGCUCAUACUUCCGGAGGGCCGCCUAUGAGAGGUUGGAAAUGUUUCUGGAACGAAUACGGGGAUCUCACGUGCUCACAAAAUCCACUUUUGAUUUAUUAGUUGCCGGUUAUCGAAGAGCUGGGCUAUCUGAGAAAUUAGAUCUGGUGAUCAAGGAUAGGAAGUUGGCUGGAUUUUCUUAGUGCUUGAGUGGCAUUCUGCAAUGCAUCAUGUUUCCCCUUCAUGUGCUAUAUCUGUAGUCUGCAGUUUUGUCAGUAGCAGACACACAGGUUAUAUGUUGUCUGUAUCCUAUCUCUGUGGGUCAGUUUAUUUGAGGUACAUUUGUGCAUUGCAUUUGAUGCACUGGAAUUGGUUCAACUGCUGCACUUAGCUAGCAAAUUAUGAAGAAUGGUGAUUGUGAGGAAUUCCCUCGACAAAGUUCCACCCUCUGGGUUGGCUAUGGUCAUUUGAUUUUGAUAGGUACCAAAUGUCAUGAGUGAAAGGGGCAAGGGACAAAGGAUCACAUUUGCAGUCACUGGAGAAGAUUAUGGCAUUCCUGAUGGGAAUGUGGUUUAUUUCAGUUUGCAUCUUGAGGUCAAUGAAUUUUUGUACAAUAUCUUAUUAUUCUCAAGUCCACAAGGGGGGGAAGAUUUUGAGGCUCUGCUUCAAAAUUUGAACAGAAUGCAUGCUGAAAUCACAGAGAUUGGUCCAGUUGCUUCUAAGUGGAAGAAUGAAACUUCAUUAACUGGCAGUGUUAGAUUCUCCAGUGCGCGAAAAGCUGCUCCAUUCUAGGAGAAUGAAAGAAAAGUGGAAGGAAGGUGAGGGGAAAAAUGAUCUUGACCGAGAUGCCCUAAAAGCCUCAUUAUGUUAGAAAUAUCCAAAGAUGAAAUUUGAUUAAUAAAUUGCAUUUCUAGUC
This is a messenger RNA of Macadamia integrifolia, 2076 nucleotides long. RefSeq names its product pentatricopeptide repeat-containing protein PPR5 homolog, chloroplastic-like. Bases 86 to 1363 code for a protein of 425 amino acids. The record is from RefSeq and is a predicted model, not a curated record. The transcript is spliced from 2 exons. Gene Ontology annotation, molecular function: mRNA binding; protein binding. NCBI's taxonomy places the organism in Eukaryota, Viridiplantae, Streptophyta, Magnoliopsida, Proteales, Proteaceae.